AUGAAAUCUCAAUUACUAAUUGAAUUUUCAUUCUUUAUUUCUCUUGCUCACUCAUUCACUUUUUUCUAUUUUGCUUCACUCUCUCUUUUUCCUUUUCUUCUUUCUUUCCUGUCCUCCUCUUCUCUCACUCCUUAUCCUUUUUUAUUUUCACUUGUUAUUUCUCUUACUCUUCUCCCUCUUGAUUCUCAUUUCUUCCUAUUCUCUUUUAUCCUUUGCUUCUUUCUUUCCCUCUCUCCUCUCCCUAACUUCUUUUUACACUUUCUCUUCACUCCCAUAUUUCUGCUUUUUUAUAGACUUUCAUUUUAUUUCUCUCUUACCUCUCACUGUGUUUCAAUAUCCUUUCUUUCCUUCUCUCUCUCUCUAUUCUUAUUUAUAUCUGAUUUACCUCUUUCUUUCCCUAUUAUUUUCUCCCUUCUCUGUCUUUUGUUCUAUGUCUCACUUUUAUUCUCUUUCAGUAUAUGUUGUCUUUCCUUCUCUCUCUCUCUAAUUCUCUCUCAUUAUUUCUCUCACUCUAUUCUUAUUUCUUUCUGA
This is a messenger RNA of Acanthosepion pharaonis, 531 nucleotides long. The record is from the annotation of a GenBank genome assembly. Lineage: Eukaryota; Metazoa; Mollusca; Cephalopoda; Sepiida; Sepiidae.